Dentiscutata erythropus is the source of this 125-nucleotide messenger RNA. Lineage: Eukaryota; Fungi; Glomeromycota; Glomeromycetes; Diversisporales; Gigasporaceae. The record is from the annotation of a GenBank genome assembly.
GAUCAGUUACGGCACUAGCAUAUGUCUGCAUCUAUAGUUCAGAUGCGAUUUUUGAUGUUGAUGAGGAUAUCAACAUAGUUCAUGUUAUGCUAGAUGGAAAGGGAGUUAGUCCUAAAGAUGCUGGA